Andrographis paniculata is the source of this 3305-nucleotide messenger RNA. Its product is annotated as transcription factor bHLH157-like. Lineage: Eukaryota; Viridiplantae; Streptophyta; Magnoliopsida; Lamiales; Acanthaceae. The record is from RefSeq and is a predicted model, not a curated record. The transcript is spliced from 10 exons. Gene Ontology annotation, molecular function: DNA-binding transcription factor activity; protein dimerization activity. Bases 553 to 2928 code for a protein of 791 amino acids. Gene Ontology annotation, biological process: regulation of DNA-templated transcription.
CACUUCAACUUCCUCUCCCCUCCUCCUCCUCCUCCUCCAUCUCUCUUGUCUUCUCUCACCUGACUACUUUAUGCUUUUGUCCCACUUCUCUUUCUUGUUCCUUUGAUGGGUUCUUUUUAAGCUUUUGGGGCAUUUGGGGGAGAGGAGAAGAGCAGUAGUACUCCAGACAGACAUCCCAACCAUCAUCUCCCUUUAGUCAGUGGUACUGCUACCAUCACCACUGCUGUUUCUGUUUUCUUGUUUGUGGGGGGAAAACACUUUUCUCUCCCACCCCUUCAUUGUUUUCCCAAACACAUAAUACAAAACUGCUUUUAAUUUCUGUGUGGUUUUCUCCCCAUUUUCGUUGCUGUUUCACCUUGUAGCAAAUUGGAUUUGGAGCCACCUUGGUUUUCUUCUUCAAUUUCCCUCCCCGGAAAGAAAGAUUGCAUCUUUUUUUCUCCUUUCCCUAGAGUUUCUUGACGGGGAUCUGAGCAACUUGAUGUUUCAAACUUCACCGGGUUUCGAAGCAAAAUUCUAGCUAGGGUUCAUAGCUGCUGGAUUCAAUUGGCAGAAAUGUACAGUGCAAAGAGGGAUUCCGUGAUGAAAGAAACCCUCAGGAGUCUUUGUUGCAGCAAUGGAUGGUGCUAUGGGAUUUUCUGGGGUUUUGAUCAGAGAAAUUCCUUAUUAUUGACAUGUAAAGAUGCUUACUAUGAAGAGCAAAUGAGAGCCUUGAUUGAUAACAUGCUGAUGCAAGUUCAUGUGCUGGGAGGAGGAGUUGUUGGCCAAGCUGCCUUCACAAGAAACCACAGGUGGAUGUUUUUAGAUGACCUACAAGAAAGGCAAAACUGUGUAGGAUCAUCUCAAAGUCUUGACAUUUUAGAGGAUGAUUCUCUUCUCGACGCCCAACUCUCUUUGGGACUAAAGACUAUUGCUUUAAUAUCUGUUGAACCAUGGGGCGUCGUCCAGCUAGGCUCGACUCGUAAGGUUCUUGAAUUUAAGGACUUCAUUGAGCAAGUCAAGCUUGGUUUCCGGGGGAUUGGUGAGGGACAGAAACUUGAGUUGCAAGAGAGUUCUUCAGACAGCCAUUUUCUGUAUUCAGGCACUCAGUUUAGCACAUUGCUACCGUGCUAUGCAUCCGGCGCUGCUGCUGAGAACUUCCCUGAUUGUGCCAACUCUGAUGGUUUUUUUGGAUCCAAUUAUUCGAUAUCCCCUCCAUCUCAAUUGCUGUCUUCUAGUUUGAACUUCACUGGAUCUUCCUCCCUGAUUGAGAACCAAGUUCAAAAUGGCUGCAAGUCCAGUUCCCCAUUAGAUCAAUUGCUUUAUGAGCCGGGGAGUUCAUUUGAUUGCUCGGCUCUCACGGCAUCUUGGUCUCAUUUACCAUCUGGUGGAAUCAGCAGUUAUGAAUGCAGCCCCAGUUCGAGCUUGAAUGCCUUGGCAACUACUUCAUUAGAGGGUUCACAAUUCUCAAAGGAUGCAUUGAAUGCUCGGGAUUAUACUGCUUUAAUCGAUCCAACCUGCUCGAAUGCUCCAAGGCCAUCAUCCGGCCUUUCGACUCUGGAUGAACUGUUUCAGGACAACUCUGUUGCCGAGGAUCUCUGUAAAACUGGUCCUAUGGAUGACUUUACUCGCUUGCUUUCGCCUUUGGCGUGCCCGAGCAAUGCUUCAUUCAGCGCACUUAGUAAUGACCUGUCGCACUUGACAGGACACACUCUGGUCUCCAAAUUGAGUGCUGAGAAUCAUCCAGCAAAUUCUAUGCAGAGUUCUGUUACUGAUGCAUUCAAGUCUAGUAACUAUGAUAGCAAGUUUUACGCCAUGUCUGGCGUGGACAAGCUGCUGAAUGGUUUGGGAGCCGAGACGGGCUGUGAUCAAAAGCUUCAGAGCUGGAAUGAUCAGCCUCUGCUUAAUGUUUCGAAUGGUGCCGGCUUAGAUUUCAAUACAAAUAUCAAUGGAUGCAUGGCAGAAAAGGCCUUUGGAUCCAAAGUUGCAACAUCUAACAGUUUGUUCUCAAGAUUAGGCCUUGAUCAUCUCUUAGACGGUAGUGCUAGCAGCUCGUACGGUUCGUUCUCCAAAACUAGGUUGGAGGAUCAACCAUCACCUGUGGCUAAAAGAAGAAAAGUUGACAUCGGUUCAUGGCGACAAGACUCUGAGAUCAGAACCGCCAUUGAUCUCAAAAGCGAAACCUCUGCAAAGGGGUCGAUGGGCUUAUGUGUUGCUGAUAGCUCAAAUAUGGGUGCAGGGAGCUCUAGCUCAUUGAAGAAGCAACAAGACUCUGCGAAAAAUGGGAAGAAGAAGGCUAAACCAGGGAGCAGACCACGGCCAAAAGAUCGACAGAUGAUUCAAGAUCGCCUUGCAGAGUUGAGGGGGCUCAUUCCCAACGGAGAGAAGAUGAGCAUUGAUCGUUUGUUGGAACGAACCAUAAAGCACUUGAACUUCAUGAGCAGCUUAGCAAAACAUUCGGAAAGUCUGAAACAAGUCGACAAGUCCAAGAGCAGGAAUUUCCAAAAGGGCCACUCAAAAAACGAUGGUGGAGUAACAUGGGCGUGCGAAGUUGGCGAUAAAUCAAUGGUUUGUCCGCUGAUCAUCGAGGACCUUAGUACCCCCGGACAAAUGCUUAUUGAGAUCCUUUACGAAGAAUGUGGUUUCUUUCUAGAGAUUAUAGAUAUAAUUCGCGGCUUUGGCCUGACAGUCCUAAAGGGAGUGAUGGAAGUUCGCGAAACGAAGAUAUGGGCUAGCUUCAUAGUGGAAGCUAAGGGGAACCGGCAUGGGACAAGGCAUGAAGUAUUCUCUUCUCUGAUUCAGCUCUUACAAAUGACUGGUGGAAAUCUGUCUAAAGCGAACGAACACUUUGGCAACAAUAUCAGCUCAACCAUGCCGUUAUUCAACAACUAUCAAUCUGUCUCGGCAUUCCCUGUCAACUUGGCUGAUACAAUUCAGUGUGCAAACUUGUGAUAGAUUCAAAGAAAUUUCGAAAACUUGGAUGGUGCUGCACGCUGCCACGACCCCUUUUUGCAGUAGAUGCCUUAGCAAGACACGCGAGCAAAAGUAUAGUUUUUGAAACAUUCGGCGCUGAUGCCUAUAGCUUGUCGAAAGUAAAGUUUGAGCCGACGAUGAUUUUCUUGGUUCUUUGGUCUAGAGUAGAUUUGUUUGUUUGUUGGUUUGGUUGGUUUGUUGAAAGUGACAAAUCAAAAGUAGUGAGUAGUCAGUCAGUCUAACAGGAGAGAAAUGCCCCCCAAUCUUUAUUUCGAUCUCUCUCAUUUAAUUCUGUUGUGGUCUCUUGUGUAUAAAAUACUUGAAUGAUGGAUUGUCAUUGAUUGCUUGGCUCUGUU